UUGCACUCAUAUUUGGUGAGUUGUUUUUGUUUUGUGUUUGAUAUUCUGAUUUGUUUUUUAUUUUGAUUUUUGAUUUGUAUUUGUUAUAUAUUUUAGAUUUUUGAUUAUCUAUUUGUUCCUUUCAAUUUGUGUUUUUAAUUUAUGUGUUCAAAUUUGUAUUCAAUCAUGUAGUUUUUUAUUUACAGAUUAGUAUUCUUUCGAGCAAUGGCAUCAGAAUUUCAUCAUAGUUCGCCCUCAUCAUUGACGGAAUCAAAUUCUGUUGUGGAUAAUGAACAAUAUGCAAGUUGUUCUAAAUCAAAUGUGGCUGUUACUCCUGAAGUAAUUCCUAUAUUAAGUCCAGGGGGAAUGAGAGAAUGGAUUCCAUGUUGUUCUGAUGAGUUAAAACCUGUUGUAGGGAUGAAAUUUAUGAGUGUCGAAGAGGGUAUUUCAUUUUAUAAAGCAUAUUCAAAAGCUGCUAGUUUUGUGAUGAGGAAAUCUACUGCUACAAAAAGGAAGACACUAGACGUUAUUGCUUUUCAGUAUUGUUUAUGCAACAAGGCUGGUUUCAAAGAAAAAGCAAUAGUUAAGGUUGGAGGCAUGCCAAAUGUUAAAAAAGGGGAAGGUAAUGAAGAUAAAGUACCUAUACCUCGAAGAAGGCUAGUUACUCGUGUUGGUUGCAAGGCUCGGAUGGUUAUGAAGUAUAAAAAUGAAGGUUUUUAUGUGGUGACUGAAUUCCGAGAGCCACAUGUUCAUCCUCUUUACACCCCGGGUUGUCUAAAAUUUCAGAAAGCGGGUAGGAAAAUGAAUAUUCUUCAUAAGAAGAUGAUUAUUGAUAAUUCGAAGGUGAACAUUGGUCCGGUUAAGACUUUUAGAUUGAUGAAGGAGUUAGUUGGAUCAUAUGAUAACGUUGGUGCAUCCAAGCAAGAUUUCAAAAAAUUUCAUAGAGAUUUGAAGGCUUACAUUGAAGGAUCGGAUGCCCAAAUGUUUGUGAAUAACUUUCAGAACAAGAAGUUGUUAUGGAGUGCAUUUUUCUUUGACUAUGAGGUGGAUGAAGACGAGCAACGUAAAGCUUUUUGGGCAGAUCCUAUAUGUAGAAAGAAUUAUGCACUCUUUGGUGAUAUGGUUUCUUUUGACACCACAUUUCAAACAAAUAGGUAUAAUAUGAUAUUUGGCCCAUUUACUGGAGUUGAUCACCACAAGAAGUGUGUUAUUUUUGGUGCUGCUUUAAUAGCCCAUGAGGACAUCGUGUCUUUUGAGUGGGUUUUUAGAACUUUCCUCAAGGCAAUGGGAGGUAAUGAGCCAGCUUGUUUGAUUACGGAUGAAGAUCCGGCAAUGAAAUUAGCUAUUCCUAAAGUGUUUCAGACUGCCGAGCAUAGGUUUUGUAUGUGGCAUAUAAUGAAAAAAAUGCCUGAGAAAGUCGGCCGUCAGAUUAAGCAAGAGACUGAGUUUCUUAAUAAAAUUUGCAAAUGUGUUUGGAGUGAAGAGAUUGAGCCAACAGAAUUUGAAGAGAAAUGGGGAAAGGUUCUUGCCGAGUUCAAGCUUCAAGACCAUGAGUGGUUGAAGCAGUUGUAUGAGAAGCGUCAAAUGUGGGUCCCAGCAUACUUUAGAGAUUCAUUUCUAUGUGGUAUCAUGAGGACUACAUCAAGGUCAGAGAGUGAGAACAAUUUUUAUACAAAGUUUACCAAUCCCCAUCUCACUCUAGUAGAGUUUUACAUGAUAUUUGAGAGUGCAUUGGAUGCUCAAAGACAUACUCAAGGUCAAUUUGACAAUGAUUCUAAACACAAGCAUCCAGAAUGUAAGACUUCCUUUGCAUUAGAGAAACAUGCUUCUAAAAUCUACACUGUUUCAGUCUUUUAUGAUUUUCAAGAGGAGCUCGAGAUUGGUUGCUUUCAAUGUGGACUUGAGGAGUACAAGAAAGAAAAUGGGUUUGAAAUCUUUACCAUUAGAGAAGGAUGUAGAAUAAGAAAGUUCGAUGUUAGUUUUAACCCGGCUAACCUAGAUAGUAAGUGUAUGUGCAAGAUGUUUGAGAGGUUAGAGAUUCCUUGUAGGCACAUGGUUUGGGUGUGGAAGGCAAAGAUGAUUGAGUAUAUUCCUGAUGCUUAUGUGCUAAAUAGGUGGACUAGUUUGGCAACUAAAACGUCAAUUUUUGAUUUAAAAGGAAAUAUCUUGGAGGCAUGUGUUAACUUUGUUGAUUGUAAAAGAAUGUUAAAUGAGUUAUGGUCAGAAAUGCACACAUGUGUGAGUUUGGCUCAGGGUAAUGAAGAAGAUCUUACUGAUCUUGUGAAGAAUUAAAAAGGUUUAAGGUUAAACUUGGAAGCUAAGAAGAGUUCUAACAAUCAUAAAAACAAUGGUUCUCCUAGCAAAGCAACAGACAUCGAGCUACUGAUUGGAGCUACCCUUCCUACUGAAAUUGUGGUUAAGCCGCCUAAAAUUUCAAAGAACAAAGGCACGGGGGUUCAUGUUCCAGGUACAGGUAGUGACAAACGAUUGAAAGGUGACAAGGAAAAGGCAAUUGAGCAAAGCCAAAAGAAGAAAAGGUUAUGUAGAGGUUGUGGAGAGCUUGGUUACCAUGAUAUCCGGAUUUGCCCACAUAAAGUGAAAGAAAAUUGUAAGUUAUAAGUUUUUAUAACAUGGUUUGGAUGUAAAAAGUUCUAUUACCUUGAUGUUCUGAAUAAAUUAUCAUAUGUUCUAAUUAAUA
This is a messenger RNA of Spinacia oleracea (spinach), 2677 nucleotides long. Its product is annotated as protein FAR1-RELATED SEQUENCE 5-like. The record is from RefSeq and is a predicted model, not a curated record. NCBI's taxonomy places the organism in Eukaryota, Viridiplantae, Streptophyta, Magnoliopsida, Caryophyllales, Amaranthaceae. The transcript has 3 exons. Gene Ontology annotation, molecular function: zinc ion binding. The coding region runs from base 205 to 2271 and encodes 688 amino acids.